Morus notabilis is the source of this 774-nucleotide messenger RNA. RefSeq lists its product as uncharacterized. Lineage: Eukaryota; Viridiplantae; Streptophyta; Magnoliopsida; Rosales; Moraceae. The transcript has 2 exons. Bases 1 to 774 code for a protein of 257 amino acids. The record is from RefSeq and is a predicted model, not a curated record.
AUGGUUCCAUUUGACAUCGCCAUAGCAGGAAACAAUGAAGAAUCAAUACAAAGCCUGGUAAACAGGCUCAACAUAGAAUUUGCACUAAAGGAUCUAGGAAAAUUACACUUCUUCCUUGGACUAGAAGUCCAACACUUUCCUGAAGGCAUUACACUCUCACAUGGCAAGUACACCAAGGAUCUCCUCAACAGAGCAAAACUCUUAGAAAGUUCACAUUUCAACACACCGAUGGCACUAAAACCUCAACCAAUGCCUCAAGAUUCAAAACUUGUAAACGCAACAGAAUACAGAAGCUUAGUUGGUGCACUGCAAUAUCUAACCUAUACUCGAUCGGACAUUGUACAAGCAGUUAACAAGGUGUGUCAAAAGCUUAAGGAGCCAACUGAAAGAGAUAUGAAAGCUGUAAAAAGAAUACUCCGGUAUCUCAAAGGAACAAUGCACUAUGGAAUCAAAUUCCUUGCUCAAAGUCCAUUCAAGCUAUACGAGUUCUGUGAUGCAGAUUGGGCUGGGUGUCCUGACACUAGAAGAAGUACAACAGGUUUUUGCAUUUAUCUUGGAGCAAAUUUCAUCUCUUGGUCAUCGAAGAAACAACCAACCGUGUCAAGAUCAAGCUCGGAAGUAGAAUAUAAAGCAAUGGCAUCAACAACUGCAGAACUAGUCUGGAUCACCUUCCUGCUUAGAGACAUGGGAAUCAAACUAAGUGAAUCUCCUCAACUUUUCUGUGACAACAAAAGUGCUCUAUACAUGACAAUAAAUCCAGUAUUCCAUGCUUGA